AUGGCGGAGUAUGACACUGGCACCUCUUUCAACUGUGAAGUGAAGAGUGGAUCAUCAAAAAUUGACAACUUCUUCCCCAAUAGCAAUAUUUUUAAGUUGUAUCAGUGUGACAACUCAUUUCCAGAAAAUGAAGAGUCUGUGGAAAUUAAUCUCAAUGAUAUUGGAGAGGAUUCACUCUCCGACUCCCCUUUCCUCAUGGAGUGUUCACCAAAUUUUAACAAUGAAGGGGAUGCCAACUGCAGCUCGACAUCGAGCAGUGCUUCGGAGACAAGUGAGCCGCCCAAUGUCAGUGCACAUUAUCACCGUUGUCAUGUGACAUCUCCACCCAGUAUAAUUGCCUCUCCCGAAGAGGUGUAUCUCGAAGCCGUGCAAGGGAAUAAUAUUAGUGAGGCGACAAGUUGUGCUUGUCAAUUGCGUCAAUGUGAAAAGUUGUCCGAGUGCAAGAGUCGCCAUCAACCUGCCAAGUGGACUCCUUGCGAUGAGCGAACUCCUAGAAAACCGCGUAUUGCGGCUAAGAGAACUCUACUACAAAUCUCUAUGACACCUGAGAAGAAAAGUUGGUGUCCAUCUCAGGAUGCCUUAGAGACGAGUAAAAAAUCCUCCCCUGGUACACGCUCCAGCCCCUAUCACACGAUCCGUCCCUCGGAUGCAGGCUAUGACACCUUCAUUGACAACGAUGUCUCCGAGGCAUACUGCUCGUCAGUGCCCUCCUCAAGUCCAAAUCCUUCGUCUCGAUAUUCUAUUGGGUCGACUAACAGAUCGUGCUCAUCGUGUAGGUACCUUGUAAAGCGCAGCCGCUCUGGCAGAUCCUUGAAAGAACCUCUACUCAUCAAAGUUGACAAAUGUGAUAGUAGUUUCAAGGUCAAUUUUGAACUUUCACCGCCCUCCAAUGGGUGUCGGAAAAGGCGUUCUGAUGGGGAGAUUUUGUGCCGUGAUAGAGGUCAUAGUGAAACUACCCAUGAAGUGGAGAGUUCAUACACAGACAGCGGAUUUGACUCGUUGGUGCAUUCAAAGGUCGGAUUUCGAAGCAGACUUAAAGACGAGUCGAAGAAUUGUUUUACCGGAGCCAGUAAUUCCGAGUGUCAAGUGAUUACACGAACCAAAUCCUGUACUGAAGAUUUGAAUUUCUGUUGUCGACCCUGUAAGGGAAGAGCUGGCACCAGACUGGGACAGGGCGAGCCGUGCUAUCGACAAUGCUCGUGCUCUCCCACGGUGGGAUGCAUUUGUACGUCGAAUACGUGGUUUUGCACCAACUUCACCCCCAAAGUGCGCGACAAUUGCGUACAAACACUGUCUGAUGCCGAGAAACGACAUCAAUGGGUUCAGUGUGUUGAGUUGUCCUGUCAAUCGACUGACCAAUGCUGUCAAACACCCGUCUCCUCUUGCAGCGUGGAAUUUGAGUGUCAGCCUCAGGUGAAACAGAAUCCAUGCAAAGGCUGUCGUCCAUGCUCAAGCUGUUUCACUCCACGCAACUGUUCUGCCGCCAUUCCUCGAUGGAGGUCUGCCAUAGCGGAAAAGGGCUCGCCCUGCUACGAUGAUGAUGCCUUCUCCAUGGAGUCCAUUUAUGUGGUGCCUGAAAAGAAACCCACCAAUGAUGAAGAGAGCAGUCAUUGUGAAAGUGCUGUCAGUCAUUGUGAAGUGGAUGUUGAGGUUGAUCAAGAGGCGACACCAGUUUUUCCCGACGACACCGACACAUCCACCAUCUCCUCAAGCAUACUGCGACUUGGUUUAGCUGCAGCCACCUCUUCACGAUACAUCACACGGGAGAUAUUGAUGAAAAAAUGA
Hydatigera taeniaeformis is the source of this 1785-nucleotide messenger RNA. NCBI's taxonomy places the organism in Eukaryota, Metazoa, Platyhelminthes, Cestoda, Cyclophyllidea, Taeniidae. The record is from the annotation of a GenBank genome assembly.